This is a messenger RNA of Erpetoichthys calabaricus (reedfish), 8975 nucleotides long. RefSeq names its product CREB binding protein a (gene crebbpa). The record is from RefSeq and is a predicted model, not a curated record. NCBI's taxonomy places the organism in Eukaryota, Metazoa, Chordata, Cladistia, Polypteriformes, Polypteridae. The coding region runs from base 748 to 7674 and encodes 2308 amino acids. Gene Ontology annotation, biological process: positive regulation of transcription by RNA polymerase II. Gene Ontology annotation, molecular function: zinc ion binding; histone acetyltransferase activity; transcription coactivator activity. The transcript is spliced from 31 exons. Gene Ontology annotation, cellular component: nucleus; transcription regulator complex; histone acetyltransferase complex.
CUAAGGAGGGGAGGUGGAAAAAAAAGAAAAAAACUUUUUUGUAUCGAAGGAAUCAACAGCCGCCAUCUUGUCGCGGUCCUAGGUCUGGAUUUGCGUGGAAUCUUGUUUUUUUUUUUUUUAAUUUUAUUUUGUCCCCUCGCUAAUUAGUACUGGGGUGCGCAAAUCCUGACUGUGCGGCCCCAAUUUCCCAGAAGGUUUAUUAUUUUUACAGGCUUCCAUGCGGAAAUAGUAAAGAAAACCAGGAGUCCGGGAGACUAUCUUUCGAGAAGGAUUCCCCCUCUGCUUGAAGAGCUGGUUUCCCUUUCGGCGAGAGCUGCUUCAGUCCGUGUGCACUCGCGCGGCUUACCGGUAACCACCGAGCGGCGACUGGGUAAAAGUGCCGACACGCCGGAAAAUUCUUUGGCUUUCUCCUGCAGCGCCAAUGCUUGCUGCCUGGCGCGUUUGUCAGAAGACGCUGAAAGCCGAGCUGUUGCGUUGUUCAUGCAAAUAUGUCGACAUUUAGACUAAUUACACUGGAAGAGGAGGACGGCGUGUGCUGAAUGGUUUUCUACAGACAUUCUUACAGAUAAUGUGGGUGUUGGACUGUCAUGGGGUGAAUGACACUAACGAAGCGGGGCGCUGUUGCCACCGUUUUCAGAUAGUGCUUCAGCCUUAGCCUUCGACGACUAAGGUGUUACCGACUUGUCUGGAGAUUUGUGUUUUCUUUUGAAGGGGUCACUUUUUUUGGCAAGUGUUUGCAUCGGGGACAUGGCUGACAAAAAAACAUUAGACGGAGCACCCAACGCCAAACGGCCGAAAUUGAAUUCGCCUGCGAUGUCAUCCUCCGAUGGAGCAGAUUUCAGAACGUUGUUUGACCUUGAAAAUGACCUACCAGACGAGCUUAUUCCAAAUGGAGAGGCAACCAUCCAAAGCAUGGCCACUAAUGGUGGGGUUGGAGGAGGAGUAACAAGCAUAACAUCAGAUACUUCUCUGAAGCACAAGCACCUGCCUGAACUUCUUCGUACUGGGUGCACCUCCGUUCUUAACACUAGUAACAACCAGCUGGGAAUGGGAUCCCUCAUCAAGAAUCCACUAACCCAGACACUUCCGUCACCUGCCUCAAGUCUUGGAAUUCAGCUACCAAACACUGCCAAUUCCCAAGCCCAGAAGCAAAUGAGUGUCCAAGGAGGGAAUGCUGUACCUGGUACUACUGCCAAUGAGACACAUGUGGGAAUCGGCAUCAGCAGUAAUUUCAGUCAGGCACUGCUGAAUACGGCACAUGGACUUUUAAAUCAGUCUUCCCAUCCUCAAGGACAGGUCAUGAAUGGCACGCUUGGGUCUGUAAGUCAUAGUAAAACAACUGGUGUGCAGUUCCCUAGUCCAGGCUUACAACCAGGAGGAAGCUCAGGCAGUACCGGUGUUCUUGCAGAAACAUUGACACAGGGAGUGCAAAUGGUCAGUCAUUCUCCGCUAAAUGCACAGCAGUCUGGUAGCAUGGCCAAGGUGGGUCCCUUUGUGCAGCCUUACAGUCAGAGUGGGAUGCAACAGAUUGGACCAUCAGGAGUGAAUCCUCCUUUACAGAACAAAUCAGCCUUCUCCAGUAGCUUGCCGCCUUACACAAGUAGCUUGAAGGGGUCUGCUUUAACUAGUGUGCCAAACUUGACGCCGAUGCAGCAGUCCCAGCAGGUGCCAGCUGCAGGAGUUGUCUCAACGCAGGGUCUUUCUACAGGACCUACUGCUGACCCCGAGAAGCGCAAGUUAAUACAGCAGCAGCUUGUUCUUCUGCUUCAUGCUCACAAAUGUCAGAGGCGUGAGCAAGCCAAUGGAGAGGUACGUCACUGUACCCUUCCACAUUGUAGGACGAUGAAGAAUGUGCUGAAUCACAUGACGCAUUGUCCAUCUGGAAAAUCGUGCCAAGUUGCUCAUUGUGCAUCUUCACGACAAAUAAUUUCUCACUGGAAAAACUGCACACGACACGACUGUCCAGUAUGUUUACCAUUAAAAAAUGCCAAUGAUAAGCGAAACCAGCAGCCUUUGUUAGGUCCUGCCAGCACAGACUUAUCAAAUUCAGUUAGUGCAGGAGCAACCCAUGGAGCAGCACAGCAAAGUACUCCAAAAGUAAACAGCACUAAUCUCAUUGAUUCAAGCUCAAUGCAGCGGGCAUAUGAUGCUCUGGGGCUUUCUUAUGGUAACCAGCCUCAGGUAUCUGAUCAGCAGCAAGUACAGAACCAGCCACAUCAACAGAUGAGAUCUAUUAGUUCACUUGGUACUAAUCAGGUAGACCAAGGAGGAUCAGGGAUUAGAGUUGCUGUGUCUGAACAGCAAACGGGCCUCAUGCCAGAUUCAACAAUUCCAUCUUCUCUUGUUACUUCUGGUCAGUUAUUUUCGGAUGGCUCUGGUGGAAACAAAAUGACAAACAUGGGAAAUCUUCCAACAGCAGCACCUUUGUCUUCCCCUAGGGUUCGAAAAUCCUGGCAUGAGCAUGUUACUGAGGACCUGCGAAAUCACUUGGUUCAUAAAUUAGUUCAAGCCAUAUUUCCAACACCUGAUCCGGCAGCUUUGAAGGACAGACGCAUGGAGAACUUGGUGGCCUAUGCACGUAAGGUGGAAGGAGAUAUGUACGAGUCUGCUAAUAGCAGGGAUGAGUAUUACCAUCUGUUAGCUGAGAAAAUUUACAAAAUACAGAAGGAACUUGAAGAAAAACGUAGGUCACGGCUACAAAGACAGAAUGUUUUGGGCACUCAAGCACAGAUGGCUGCCACUAGCAACCAGCAGCCAGUAGUGCAUCAAACGCCUGCUCUGCCUUCAACUCAAACCAUAAGACCACCAAAUGGACCAUUGCCUUUAACCAGCAUUCUAAAGCAGCUCACGAAUCGCAUGCAGCCACCACAAGGUAUUAACCAGUUUAUUCCUAUGACUGUCGGGAAUCCGCAAAUGACUCAGAAAUCCUCCCAAACGAACCCUGCAGGUCCUGUGAACACCUUGGAUGCUGUUCCAGCUAUGGGUCCAUCAACAUCACGAUUAGCACAAGCCCCGAGCCUGUUUGGAGCCCAGAGUAGUAAUGUGGUUGGCCAGACAAAUAUCCAGAACCAGUUUCUGCCUCAAAACCAGUUUACAGUAUCACCUGGACCUAUGAAUGUAAAUAAUUUGAGUAUGGGACAACCUACAUCUCAAACUGGGGUUUCACAGACUCAUUCUCAAACACAGAAUGCUGCUGCAGUAACCAGUCAGAAUACUGCACUGCCUUGUCCACCUGCUGUACAGCUAUCAGUCCGCGUAGCACCACCUGCAGAAGUGCAGCCUACUCAGCUUCCCUCCUCUCAAAUCCUGGCACACCAAUCGGCUAAACCCUCAACAACAGUUUCCCCUGUAGGACCAGCAUCUAUUUCAACUCCUAAUGGCCUUCCUAGUGCAGCUGCAGCACAAAGCACACCACCAGAUCUUGGAUCGCUUUGUGCCCCGACUCAACCACUUAGCCCAGUUCAAGAGUUGCAACCUAAGCAUCCUACUACUACUGCUGUUGCUGAGGCAGCAGGUUGUGUUGAUCUGCAUUCAGCUUCUCCAGGCACUGUUACCAAUGGAGAUCUAAACUCUCAGCAGUGUGGAGCUGACUUUGUAGUCAAUAUGAAGUCAAAAUCCAAAGAAGAAGAGAAGGAAUUUAAAUAUGGUGAACAUCAAGCCAAACUGAAACAGGAGCCUGAAGAUGAUAUAUUCCAAAUGGUAUCUCAAGAUAAAGAGGAUUCUGAUGGUGUGGAGGGAAAACCGGAGCCAAUGGAAGUGGAAGAAAAAAAAUGUGAUGUAAAGGCAGAGGUCAAGGAGGAGAAGGAGAUGGAAUCCAACGGUCAGGUUCACCCUACAGUUGUGUCACAAGGCCACAGAAAAUUUUUUAAACCAGAAGAGUUGAGGCAAGCACUGAUGCCUACAUUAGAAGCUUUAUAUCGACAAGAUCCAGAAUCUCUUCCAUUUCGGCAACCUGUAGAUCCCCAGUUCUUAGGAAUCCCUGAUUACUUUGACAUAGUGAAAAAACCCAUCGACCUGUCAACAAUAAAAAGGAAGCUGGACACUGGCCUGUACCAGGACCCUUGGCAGUAUGCUGAUGAUGUGUGGCUAAUGUUCAGUAAUGCCUGGUUAUACAAUAAAAAGACCUCCCGUGUCUAUAAAUGUUGCACAAAACUCGCAGAGGUCUUUGAACAAGAGAUUGAUCCUGUAAUGCAGUCUCUUGGUUACUGCUGUGGUCGAAAGUAUGAAUUUUCACCACAGACGUUAUGCUGCUAUGGUAAACAACUGUGCACCAUCCCUCGUGAUGCCACCUACUACAGUUACCAAAAUAGGUAUCACUUCUGCGAGAAGUGUUUCAAUGAAAUCCAGAAUGACAAUGUAACUCUAGGCGAUGAUGCUUCUCAACCACAAACCAUGAUUUCAAAAACCCAGUUUGAAAAGAAGAGAAAUGACACACUUGACCUUGAACCUUUUGUUGACUGUAUAGACUGUGGACGUAAAAUGCACCAGAUAUGUGUAUUGCAUAAUGAAUUCAUCUGGCCAUCUGGUUUUACCUGUGACAACUGCCUUCGGAAAACUGGUAGAACAAGGAAAGAGAAUAAAUUUUCUGCAAAACGGUUACAGUCAACAAGACUUGGAAUGUACAUUGAAGAUAGAGUCAAUAAAUUCCUAAAGAGGCAAAACCAUCCUGAGGCAGGGGAGGUGUUUGUGAGAGUGGUUGCAAGCUCAGAUAAAACGGCUGAAGUGAAACCGGGAAUGAAAGCCAGGUUUGUUGAUACAGGUGGGAUGGCCAGCAGCUUUCCAUACAGAACCAAAGCACUUUUUGCUUUUGAAGAAAUGAAUGGGGUGGAUAUGUGUUUCUUUGGCAUGCAUGUACAGGAAUAUGGCUCAGAAUGCUCCUUCCCUAAUACCAGGCGUGUUUAUAUAUCAUACCUUGACAGCAUUCAUUUCUUUAAGCCUCAUUGUUUGCGAACAGCAGUCUAUCAUGAAAUACUAAUUGGAUAUUUGGAAUAUGUGAAGAAACUUGGAUAUGUAACAGGUCAUAUCUGGGCAUGCCCUCCAAGUGAAGGAGAUGAUUACAUUUUCCAUUGUCAUCCAUCAGACCAAAAAAUACCAAAGCCUAAGCGACUGCAGGAAUGGUACAAAAAAAUGCUGGAUAAAGCUUUUGCAGAACGAAUAAUUCAUGACUACAAGGAUAUAUUCAAACAAGCAACUGAGGAUCGGUUGACAAGUGCAAAGGAAUUACCUUACUUUGAAGGGGAUUUCUGGCCCAAUAUGAUAGAAGAAAGUAUUAAAGAACUCGAACAAGAAGAAGAGGAACGUAAAAAAGAGGAAAACACAGGUGCCUGUGAGACACACGAAGGACUUACUGGAGAUGCUAAAAAUGCCAAGAAGAAGAACAACAAGAAGACUAAUAAGAAUAAAAGUAGCAUUAGUCGUGCCAACAAAAAGAAGUCUGGGAUGCCAAACGUGUCUAAUGAUCUGUCUCAGAAGAUAUAUGCAACAAUGGAAAAGCACAAGGAGGUGUUUUUUGUCAUCCACCUUCAUUCAGGCCCAGUUAUCAACACGCUGCCUCAUAUAAUUGAUCCAGAUCCUCCUCUUGCUUGUGACUUAAUGGAUGGUCGUGAUGCCUUUCUAACACUGGCUCGUGACAAGCACUGGGAAUUUUCCUCACUACGUCGCUCCAAAUGGUCCACAAUGUGUAUGCUGGUAGAGCUGCAUAAUCAAGGGCAGGAUCGCUUUGUUUACACCUGUAAUGAGUGCAAGCACCAUGUGGAGACCCGGUGGCACUGUACUGUUUGUGAGGAUUAUGAUCUAUGUGUCAGCUGCUAUAACACUAAAGGACAUGAACACAAGAUGGUUAAAUGGGGCCUUGGACUAGACGACGAGAGCAAUGGUCAAGGAGGUGAGGCCUCCAAGAGCCCGCAAGAGAGCCGUCGCCUGAGUAUUCAACGCUGUAUUCAGUCACUGGUGCAUGCUUGUCAGUGCCGCAAUGCCAAUUGUUCACUUCCGGCCUGCCAGAAGAUGAAACGGGUUGUGCAGCAUACAAAAGGUUGCAAGCGAAAGACUAAUGGAGGCUGUCCAGUCUGCAAACAGCUUAUUGCCUUAUGCUGUUACCAUGCUAAGCAUUGCCAAGAGAAUAAGUGUCCAGUGCCCUUCUGCUUAAACAUUAAACAUAAGUUACGUCAGCAGCAGCUCCAACACCGGCUGCAGCAAGCGCAGAUGAUACGCCGCAGAAUGGCUACUAUGCAGGGCCGAGGAGGAACUGUUAACCUUCCUUCUCCAAGCACUCCAACACCACAACCCCAGCCCAGUCUCCCUCCAAACCAUCUGCAGCCUGUUGCUCCUGCUAGCCUUCCUCCAACACCCUGCAGUCAGCCUUCUAAUGUUGUCACCCAAGGGAAACCUGUACACAUGGCAGCCUCCACUCUCCAGCAGAACCCUCCAUCACUUCCUCCUCCACCUCCUGCCACAGCUGUGGAAGCGGCCAAGCAAAUUGAACUCGAGGCCCAGAAGCAGCAACAAAUGUUCUGUGGGAGUAAUAUCAAUGGACUUCCUUCUGGUCAUUCAGGGAUUACGGGACCGGUGCAGCCCACAACAAUGCUGGGUCCAGCACGGGGCUCUGCCACCAUUCCUAUUGCACCACCCGCAAAUCAGUGGCCCCGUCCCACAGCACCACAGCCACACCCUACACAGACUGUGACAACACCUCCACAGAUGUCUGUUUCUCAGCCUUCCAUCCCACAAAGUGCUAUACAGCCACAGGCCAAGAUGUCAGGGGCUGUUCAAUCCCAGUUACCUCCACAGCAGCAACCACCUCCGAGGUUUGCAGUGGGCAGCAUCACCCACACAGCUCUGCAGGACUUGCUGCGUACUCUCAAAUCUCCCAGCUCACCUCAGCAACAGCAGCAGGUUCUCAACAUCCUUAAAUCUAAUCCUCAACUCAUGGCAGCUUUCAUUAAGCAGAGGACAGCAAAGUACCAAGCCAGCCAAGCGCAGACACCAACACCUGCACAAGGUAUUCAUCCUCAGCAAAGAACUGGCACAUCCCCUGCUGUUUCUCCAGGAACUGGGGGUGUUGGGGCCCCGUCAUCACUUGUGACCACUGGGCACAAUCCCAUGAGUAGCCCACAGUAUCGAGAAAUGAUGCGAAGACAACUGAUGCAGCAACAAGGCUCCAUGACCCAGGGGCCUGGUCACUUUCCACAAGCCCCUACUACGUACUCACAAGCAAUGCAGCAGCGUCUCACCGUGCAAAGUAGUGGCCAGCACUCCUCUUCCUCCAUUGGGCCAAUUGGUCAAGGUGGAUCAACUAGUCUCCAGCAAGCCUUACAGCAGCGCCUAAUGUCUAAUAUCACAAAUCCCCAACAGCACUCACUGGCAGGACAACCUCAGGGUAUGCAGCCAAUGGCAGCCCUCGGCAAGCAGUUGUGUUCCCCAGGAAUGGUGUCAUCUCCUCGACCCUCAUCUCAACCUCCUCCACAUUCCAGCCCAUCACCAAGAAUUUCACUUCAGCCGUCUCCCCAGAAGUCAUCUCCACACCCUUUGGAACAAGGGCACCUUGGAUCAAGAGAGCAGAGUGCCAUGCUUCCACAGCUUCACACGCCCAACAGGGGGGUCCUGUCCGGUGAUCUGGGACUGCUGGAAGACACCAGCACGGAGGAGAAGCUUGAGAAGCUCGUGGAGGACUUGUAGCAGUAAAGGACCAUAAAAAUGGAUGCAUUUAUUAGCCUUCUAAAUAUUUUCUACUGAGAUGUCCUAUUCAGAUGUUUCACAGUUGGCACAUUUAAUUUUUCCCAAAAUGCAGAAGUGCCGUUUUCCUGGGCAUUGAGGGAUAUGUGAUGUGGCCAGUUUAAAAAGAAGAAGUAGUAGGGGAAAAACUUACAAUAAUAUCAUAAGGCAUAUUUUGAAUCCUAUCAAUUUUUUUCGGUUAUUUGGGGUCUUUGUUACUUUUUUUUCCCAAGUCAUCUUUUGUUUGCUCAAUUUUUAAAUGCAAAUAUUUUUUUUAUUUUGCAAAUGUCAUUUUUUUGUUAAAUGAAAAGGACGGUCAGUGAAUACUUUUGUGUCUGGGAGUUUCCUCAGGCAGCCAUUUGCCUUUUCCUGUUGCUGAUGCAUUUCUGGUAUCCAUUUAUACGACGGGGGUCCUGUGAUGGCACCCUUGUGGGCAGUGAUGCUUGUGCUCUUCUGUUCCGUUUGGUAAAUCUCCACAAAGAGUAUUAGAUGUUCCAGUUUUAUAGAUGGGAGCACAGACUGGUGGUCCAGAACACGGCUCGUUACUGGCUGGCAACAAGGCAGGCGAAAAGAUGGUUGCUUUGCUUCUCUUUGUGAGUUGUCUCCGACUAUGCAUCUGUUGUCCUGUUUAGGGCACACGUCAUGUGGCAUUCACAAAUACAGUAUCUUCAUCUUGCAAUAAUCCUAUUCAGAAAGCUUGGAUUGAUGUAUCGUUAGAGUACAAAAAAAAAGGAAGCAAGUAUUGGAAGACAUCAACCGAAAUAAAACUUCAUACAACUGACUGGCUGAGCAUGCUGGUCCCCAAAUGAGCGUCUUCUCUCUUGUGACUCGCAGAAGGUGAUGAGCUGGACUCGUCACUCAAGUCUUGAGACAGCAUGUGUGUGUGGGGGGGGUGUUGUGUCCGUGAAUGGCCGCUCCUUUAUAUUAUUUAUAUGGUGUAGUGUAAGUGUUUGAAAACUGUUGGGUUUGGCUGCCUAGUGAGCGGUUUGCUCAGGACUGUUUUCAGCUGUCCGGCUAUAAGCUCUCUGCACACCGCAGGCAGCCAUUUGAUUGCUUUGGUGAACGUUUUAAGUUUCUCUCCCAUCUGGUCAUUGGAAUUAUUCAUUCAUUUGCACGUGUUCAGACAGCUUUACAUGCCUAUUUUCAGCCAUGGUGUCUCAUGGUUUUGUUAUUCGUUUAUUUCCAGUUUGUGUUUAAUUGCUUUGAUAUGCAUAUCAGACGUUUAAAAAAAACUUUUAUGCAAGUAAAUGCAACAAAGAAACAAA